Messenger RNA from Setaria italica (foxtail millet), 981 nucleotides. RefSeq names its product leucine-rich repeat receptor-like serine/threonine/tyrosine-protein kinase SOBIR1. The record is from RefSeq and is a predicted model, not a curated record. Gene Ontology annotation, biological process: protein phosphorylation. NCBI's taxonomy places the organism in Eukaryota, Viridiplantae, Streptophyta, Magnoliopsida, Poales, Poaceae. Gene Ontology annotation, molecular function: protein kinase activity; ATP binding.
AUGGACCAAAAAGUCUUUUAUACUAUUUUUAUGAAGGACUUUCCACUGCUCUUGGGCCUCGCCCCGGGUUGCAGCCCGGGGCCCAGAUCCGCCCGUGUCGAGGUGUACAAGGCGCAGCUCCCCGUGGAGCGCGAGGUGGAGCCCCGGUUCAUCACCAUCAAGAAGAUCAAGAAGCAGAACAGCGACACCCCCAACAACCUGAGCGACGAGGAGAGACGGCAGCUGGACAAGUGGUCCCGUCAGAUGCAGUCGGAGAUCCGCAGUGGCCACAUCCGCCACCGCAACCUGCUGCCGCUGGCGGCGCACGUCCCCCGCCCCGACUGCCACUACCUCGUCUACGAGUACAUGAAGAACGGCAGCCUGCACCACGCGCUCAAAGCCGACGGCAGCGGCAGCGGCGUCGCCGGGCUCUCGUGGCCCGCGCGGCUCCGCGUGGCGGUGGGCGUUGCGGCGGGGCUCGAGUACCUGCACGUCUCCCACGUCCCGCAGAUCAUCCACCGGGACCUCAAGCCCGCCAACAUCCUCCUCGACGACGACCUGGAGCCGCGCAUCACUGACUUCGGUCUGGCCAAGGCGAUACCCGACGCGCAGACGCACGUCACGUCGUCCCACGUCACCGGCACGCUGGGGUACAUCGCGCCAGAGUACCACCGGACGUUCAAGUUCACGGCCAAGUGCGACGUGUACAGCUUCGGGGUGAUCCUGGCCGUGCUGGCCACGGGGAAGGAGCCGUCGGACCCGUUCUUCACGCAGACCGACGAGGUGGUCGGGCUGGUCAAGUGGCUGCGGCGAGUGAUGCUGGCCGGGAACCACGCCGAGGCCAUCGACCCGGCCAUUGCCGGCGCCGAGAACGAGGAGUCAAUCGUGCUGGUGCUGCGCAUCGCCAUGUUCUGCACCGCCGACGAGCCUAAGGAGCGGCCCAGCGCCAAGGAAGUCCGCUGCAUGCUGUCGCAGAUCAAGAUUCAUCAGGAUUGGAAAUAG